AUGGCGGACGUGUUAAGUGUUGGCGUGAACCUGAAAGCCUUUGCCCAGGCCAUCAGUGCCAUCCAGGCACUGAGCUCCAGCAUGAGCAGGGUGUUCGACUGCCUGAAGGAUGGCAUGCGGAGCAAGGAGACACUGGAGGGCCAGGAGAAGGCCUUCAUUGCGCACUUCCAGGACAACUUGCAUUCGGUCAACAGGGACCUCAAGGAACUGAAACAUCUGAGCAACUUGGUCGGCAAGCCUUCUGAGAACCAUCCUCUGCAUAACAGGGGGCUGUUGAGUCUGGAUCCCAUGCAGGACAAAACCCCUCUCUACAGUCGGCUCCUUCAGGCCUAUAAAUGGUCAAACAAGUUGCAGUACCAUGCAGGUCUGGCAUCUGGCCUUUUGAAUCAACAGUCAUUGAAACGUUCUGCUAACCAGAUGGGAGUAUCUGCUAAACGAAGACCAAAGGCUCAACCCACGACUCUUGUCUUACCGCCUCAAUAUGUUGACGACGUGAUAAGCCGCAUUGACAGGAUGUUCCCUGAAAUGUCCAUCCACUUAUCCAGACCCAAUGGGACGUCUCCCAUGCUUCGCAUGACCUUGGGAAAGGUGUUGAAAGUGAUUGUCAUCAUGCGGAGACUGUUCAUUGAUCGAACUAUAGUAAAGGGGUAUAAUGAGAACAUCUACAUGGAAGAUGGCAAGCUUGAUAUAUGGUCCAAAUCCAACUAUCAAGUAUUCCAGAAAGUGACGGACCAUGCCACCACUGUCCUGCUCCACUGCCAGCUGCCCCAGAUGCCUGACGUCGUGGACCGUUUCUUCAUGACCUGGUUAAGAAGGUACAUAAAGCGGUUCCAGGCCCCGUGCCAGUGCUGUGGGAAGUUUCUGCAGGACGGCCUUCCCCUGACGUGGAGGGACUUCUGA
Messenger RNA from Mesoplodon densirostris (Blainville's beaked whale), 900 nucleotides. Its product is annotated as mediator of RNA polymerase II transcription subunit 27-like. The record is from RefSeq and is a predicted model, not a curated record. Gene Ontology annotation, molecular function: transcription coactivator activity. Gene Ontology annotation, biological process: regulation of transcription by RNA polymerase II. NCBI's taxonomy places the organism in Eukaryota, Metazoa, Chordata, Mammalia, Artiodactyla, Ziphiidae. The transcript has a single exon. Gene Ontology annotation, cellular component: mediator complex. The coding region runs from base 1 to 900 and encodes 299 amino acids.